ACCAUGUAACACCUUACAAAAACACGUCUAAACAUGCGUAUUACAUCACGUUGUAUAAAACGGAAUAUAAUUUUAAUUUUUAGUGUUAUAUAUUAUCAUCUUAAUCUACGACGUUUAUCAAUUUAAGACACAAAUGAUAGAAGGAAGUUUAAUAUUAUAUAAUGAACAGAUUGAUAACUAUGACACAGAACCGAAUAUUUCCGGACCUAUUGAUUUGGUCUAUUUGUGGGUAAAUGGAAGUGACCCAAAAGUCAUAUUAGAAAUGAAACGUCAAAAGGCUGUAGAAGAUUUUGGAAAAUACAACAAAUCUUUAAGCUGCAGAUUUCAGUCCGUCAUGGCAGAAUCCUUUCACGUGAUAGUAGUAUAUCCGGCGUUACAUUCUACAAGAAUACUUCUAGAAAAUAACAAUAUUGAGUUUAUUUCUAAUGUUACUGAUAAAGAUAUGGUGUAUAGUAUUAUUAUUCCAAAACAAAUGAAUGAAAUUACAGGUAUAAUGAACACCCUGACUGUGAUAGAAGGACAUACUUACAUCAGUAUGUGUGGCAGUAUUUGUAGUGAAAACAGAUCUCAAGUGAAGAAAACACUAAAAAAUCUGUACAUUGUAACAACUAACGAUAAAAAGACGAUCACUGUCAUCAAGCAAAGGCUAAGUGAGAUUGGUGCGAGCUAUGUUUUAAAACAGCAUUUAAAUGUGAAAGCAGGAAAGUAUAUCAUGAUAUGUUACAAACAACGUGCUUUCAGUAAUAUGUUCAACCAGACAAUUGAAGACUUAAAACAAUUCGACCUCGAUAUCAAACCUGCCAAUUUAGUCUGGGAUACAGAUUCAAUUAAAAUAGAGGGACUCCCAAAUGCUAACAGAUAUGCGGAGAAUAAUCAGUUGAUAUAUUCCAUAAGAUCUGUAGAGAAAUACGCACCUUGGAUUCGACAUAUUUAUAUUGUAACCAAUGACCAGACUCCAAGUUGGCUCAACACAUCAAAUGAGAGAAUUGCGGUAAUAAGCACGAAGGAGAUAUUUCCAAACCCGGAUGAUUUGCCGACUUUCUCGUCCCCUGCUAUUGAAAGUUAUAUGUAUCGUAUUCCUGGUUUAUCAGAAACAGUCCUCUUCAUGUGCGACGAUUUCAUUUUUGGACAGCCAGUCACUUUACGUGAUUUUUAUACCUCAGAGGAGGGGUAUAAGAUUAAAUGGGGUGCAGCCUUGCGCCUUGCUGGUUUAGAUGCUUUAACACGUUGCUAGGUAACGGUAAAUGUGACAGGUCAUGUGACAACAUCAGUGUGGCUGGGAUCAUGGUGAUUGAUAAGAAAUAUAACUCGUGCUCAUAUUAAACAAAUGUAUCCAUUGUUUUUUAUGGCGGAAACUUUAAGGGAUCUAUAUAUAACACAAUUGCAAUGUUUAACAGGCUUCGGUUGAACAAUGAUGGCGUAGUUCAUUUUAAUUUCCCACCACAUAGACCGUUGCUGGUGAAUAGACAAAUUGCUGGUGAUCUUUAUGAAACAUUUCAUGAAGAGUUUAAGAUGUCAUCAUCCAUCCAUUUCCGUUCACAGUUCAAUGUUCAAUACACAAUGGCGUAUCUACUUUAUAUUACCACAACACAUGUAAAAUUGACACCAGAAAAUGUUUUUGAUGAAUUGGAUAAAAAUAAAACCGGGCAAGUAUGACGAACAGUUAUGAAAUAAUGAUAAGAACUUAUAUUUCGUCAGUCACUAAGCUUUGGACAACAAAAUUAUAUUUUAAAAUAAAUUUUGGCUACUUUCAGAUGAGAACAAUAAUUUCUGACAAUUUUCUCAUUUUAAAACUUAAAAAAAAACUAGUGAAAGGUUUACUGUUGGUCACCGCUUAUAUCCUUUGCUGCAAUAUUUAUGUAUCAAAGAUAAAAUAAUAUCCAGAAACAAACAAGCAAACAAAAAAAA
Messenger RNA from Ruditapes philippinarum (Manila clam), 1908 nucleotides. RefSeq names its product N-acetylglucosamine-1-phosphotransferase subunits alpha/beta-like. Gene Ontology annotation, molecular function: transferase activity, transferring phosphorus-containing groups. The record is from RefSeq and is a predicted model, not a curated record. Bases 134 to 1234 code for a protein of 366 amino acids. The transcript has 11 exons. NCBI's taxonomy places the organism in Eukaryota, Metazoa, Mollusca, Bivalvia, Venerida, Veneridae. Gene Ontology annotation, cellular component: Golgi apparatus.